This is a messenger RNA of Megalobrama amblycephala (Wuchang bream), 3562 nucleotides long. RefSeq names its product 4-galactosyl-N-acetylglucosaminide 3-alpha-L-fucosyltransferase 9-like. Gene Ontology annotation, cellular component: membrane. Gene Ontology annotation, molecular function: alpha-(1->3)-fucosyltransferase activity. The record is from RefSeq and is a predicted model, not a curated record. The transcript has 2 exons. NCBI's taxonomy places the organism in Eukaryota, Metazoa, Chordata, Actinopteri, Cypriniformes, Xenocyprididae. Bases 688 to 1863 code for a protein of 391 amino acids.
AUGACAAAUGUUUUGACUAGCUGUGUCAGCAGGGCAGGGGGAAACCCAUUAAAUGUUAAAAGGACAGGAUCACAGCAGACAUUCAAAAAGAUUUUUUAUUAUGAACAUAGGACAUACAAAAAUACAAAUACAAAUAGGACUGACCUGAGGGAAAAUGCUAAAUAUGACUGCAGGUAAUACACUCAGUCACUCAAUAUCCUUAUCCCAAUACUCUUCUACAUAAUCAAACAAAAUCAACUGAGAACAAACUACGUUACUAAGAGUGGUUGCUAAGACAGACGGACAUUUGGAGAGAUGUAGCAGUGUUACUGAAACAGAAAGCGAUGGGCUGAGUUCUUAUGAAGUUGUGGUGUAAACAAGAAAAGGUCUGAGAUCACUUCAAUGCUGAAGAGGACCAAAAAAAAAAGAACUGGGUUCUCUUUUGAGUCAACUACAUUUUGAACACCAAAGGACUGAGGUCACUUUCGGUCGGUUCCGUUUCUGGUUCACUUUAGGUGAACUGGUUUUGGUUCUUUUAAAAUUAAGUAAAUGUGAAAAAACGAAAAAAAAAAAAAAAACAUUUGCUUGGAUUUGGAUAAGCUAUUUCCAGACAGACCAGUCUCACCAGUGUGAUGAUUCUCAGGAACUAUCUGACCAAUUAUCACGUAUCAUUCUGUUAGGCUACGAAUUUUGUAAUACAGGAUAAAAAUGUCCGAAACUCAUUCCAAAACUGUUCGGAGGAUAAUAAUUGCCAUAUUUUUGUUGGCAUGUUUUCUACUCUGUUUAUACUACCUCCUACCAGUGGGGUAUUUUAACAUAAACAUUUUAAACUACCCUGUUGAUCAAGUCCAGAUAAACAAAGAAGAAACUUGUCUCCGUGUUCUUAAGAGACAGAACUACAGCUGCACUGUGAACAACAACGUGACCAACCUCCUGAUGACAACAUCUGCACCAAAACCCUUGACUACCACUAAGAAAGAAGAACCAAACACCAUUGUGUUGAUCUGGAUGUGGCCUUUUGGUGCUCCUUUUGAAUUAGGAUCCUGCAGUUCAGCUUUCAAUAUCCAUGGCUGUCAUUUAACAGAUGACAAAGGUCUGUUUAACCAAGCACAUGGAGUUAUGAUUCAUCAUAGAGAUAUCAGUUGGGAUUUAUCCAACAUGCCGCAACUUCCACGAACUACUUUCCAGAAGUGGAUAUGGUGGAACAUGGAGUCUCCAACUCAUUCAGGUCAAAAUCCCCGGCUAAAGGACCUGUUUAAUCUGACUUCAAGUUACCGCCAGGAUUCAGAUAUUCCAGUACCUUAUGGAUGGCUCUCAGAGGCCACAGAGGAAGAGAAAAAAUAUACUAUCCCAGAGAAGAGCAAAUUAGUUUGUUGGAUAAUAAGUAACUAUAAUCCAAACAGUAAGCGUUCACAUUACUUUACUGAGUUAGUGAAAUACAUUAAUGUGGAAGCCCAUGGAGGACACUUCAACAAGCGAAUUAAUAAUGAAGAAUAUGUAAAUUUGGUGUCCAGUUGCAAAUUCUACCUGUCCUUUGAGAAUUCCAUUCAUAGAGACUAUAUUACUGAGAAGCUGUUCAACCCUCUAAAUAUUGGUACUGUUCCUGUUGUUAUUGGCCCGCCGAGAGAGAACUAUGAGCAGUUUAUUCCAAGUGAAGCCUUCAUCCAUGUGGAUGACUUCCCAUCCCCAAAAGAACUGGCUGAUCAUCUGAGACUCCUGGACCAAAAUAAGGAUCUGUAUAUGCGGUACUUCACCUGGAGAGAACAUUUUGUUUCAAAGGGUAGCUUAUUCGGAUUUGAACAUGCCUGUCGGAUUUGUGAUUAUAUUAGAAAGAAUAAGCACUACAAAGUGGUCAGAGAUCUCAAUAGCUGGUACUGGGGUUAGGGAAAGGGGGGGAGGGGGCUGCAAGUUGAGCUGCAAGGUGGGCCAAGUGAUAUUCCUGGUGGGUCAGGGGGUUCCAGUAUUUGCAUUACUGUCACAGAUUCAAUGAUUCGUUUGUGUUUAUUGUUUCAAAAUUGAUCUCACAUCUCAACUAUUACCAUUAUAAAUUAAUGGAAAAUUAUAUUCUUCUAUAUCUGUUUGGGGACAGGGAUUAAAUGGUUUAAAGAACAGAAGCUUUCUUUUUUUUUUUUUUUGCAGAAUAUAAUAAUUAUUCCACUUAUACAGGUGCUGGUCAUAUAAUUAGAAUAACAUCAAAAAGUUGAUUUAUUUCACUAAUUUCAUUCAAAAAGUGAAACUUGUAUAUUAUAUUCAUUCAUUACACAGAGACUGAUAUAUUUCAAAUGUUUAUUUCUUUUAAUUUUGAUGAUUAUAACUGACAACUAAGGAAAAUCCCAAAUGUAGUAUCUCAGAAAAUGAGAAUAUUACUAAGGCUGGAAGCUUACGCUGCUGUUUUGAACCAAUAAUCGGAAACAAAGAGCAGUUGAAGGAUGACGUGUAUAAUGCAGUUAUUUAUCUGAUUCCAAUAUAAUUAAUAUGACUCCAUUAAAGUUGUUGUUAUUUUUUACCUCUUAUUCAUUAAAGGUAAAAGUCUUUCUUUGAAUUGAUAGGAAAACGUAGGAUUUAACCUGAACGUUUAGAUAACGCUUUCAACAUUAUCAGUUACAAAAGGAAAGAUUCUUAAAACCUUUAAAGCAGGCAAAGUUAUUUAUUAAGUUACAUGUUUAAAUAUACAGACAGUAGAAUGGAACAACAUAUUAUAGAAAACUUAGUUGUAACGAAUAAUGCACUGCUGUGCAGAAGAGGCCGUAAAAGCCUUUCUUGUAUUAAGAGGUUCCGCACCGGUGUGCGGGAGCGGCAGGGUUAAAGCCCUUCUCCUAGAACAACAGUUAUCUUUCCUUCUUACACCCUGAGCAAAGCAUUGUUAUACAUGAGUGGAAUACCAACACCAAAACCAACUGACAGGAAACCACAAGAUAUGGCAAAUGGGUGGUGAUCAAGAGGGGAAGAAGUACAUUCUCCUCAAUACGUUUAAGCAAUACCUAGAUUGUACAUUAGGACAAUGUCUCCAAUAAUUACACUACCAUUCAAUUCAGUUUAUAAGCUGUCAGAUGAGACCAAACAUGACAUAGUUAGUUAGUUAGAAAACACUAGUAGAUAAAUAGCAUGUAGCUGAAAGCAUAUAUGCCAUGUGAAGCAAAUGGUACAGAUGAGUUGUGUUGAGGUGUAAACGACUCUGUCUCUCCAAACAGAACCAUCCUGUGCCUGGAGCGUCCCAACAGUCCUCAAUCAGCAUAUUGAUGAAUCCCUCGCACUAGAUAGGCAUUAGCAUACUGUGAUGAUAAAGGCCAUUGUGUCAUGUUUAAUUCACAUGUAUACCCUUUUAAAGGGAUUUCUGAAGUACUAGGGCAAUAAAGAGUUCUACCCAUAUUUGCUCAGCCCUACAAUUAAUACAAAGAAAGGAUUUUUAGAAAUCUUGGCCAACUGAAAAGUAUGAGCAUGUACAGCACUCAAUACUUAGUUGGGGCUCCUUUUGCCUGAAUUACUGCAGCAAUGCAUCGUGGCAUGGAGUGGUACCUUGGUGUGUGUGUGUGUGUGUUCAAUACUCACUGCUCUGUGUGUGAACUUGGAUGGGUGAAAUGCA